AUGAAGUUGUACCCUACCCGGCGGUCGCGGAGCCUGAGGUCGACGCGGUCAGUGCGUUUUCCAAACGAAGUUGUCUUCUUGGAUCACAUUCGACAGGGUGACCUGGAGCAAGUUGGGAGGUUUAUACGUGCUAGAAAAGUGACACUGGAUAAAAUCUACUUAACAGGCAUGGGUGCUUUGCACGAAGCCGUCCUCUCUGGGAAUCUGGAAUGCGUCAAGCUGUUGGUAAAAUAUGGAGCGGACAUUGAGCAAAGAGAUGAAAACGGCUGGACCCCUCUGCACAUGGCGUGUAGUGACGCACAUCCGCACAUUGCCAGGUGA
This is a messenger RNA of Staurois parvus, 321 nucleotides long. NCBI's taxonomy places the organism in Eukaryota, Metazoa, Chordata, Amphibia, Anura, Ranidae. The record is from the annotation of a GenBank genome assembly.